This is a messenger RNA of Trichechus manatus latirostris (Florida manatee), 1833 nucleotides long. RefSeq names its product leiomodin 1 (gene LMOD1). The record is from RefSeq and is a predicted model, not a curated record. Bases 1 to 1833 code for a protein of 610 amino acids. Gene Ontology annotation, molecular function: tropomyosin binding; actin binding. NCBI's taxonomy places the organism in Eukaryota, Metazoa, Chordata, Mammalia, Sirenia, Trichechidae. The transcript has 3 exons. Gene Ontology annotation, cellular component: cytoskeleton; myofibril; striated muscle thin filament. Gene Ontology annotation, biological process: pointed-end actin filament capping; myofibril assembly; muscle contraction.
AUGUCUAAGGUAGCCAAGUAUCGCCGGCAGGUGAGCGAAGACCCCGAUAUCGACAGCCUGCUGUCCACCCUGUCUCCCGAGGAGAUGGAAGAGCUGGAGAAGGAGCUGGACGUGGUGGACCCAGAUGGGAGCAUUCCCGUGGGGCUGUGGCAGAGAAACCAGACGGAGAAGCAGUCCACGGGCGUGUACAACCGCGAAGCCAUGCUCAACUUCUGUGAAAAGGAGACCAAGAAGCUGAUUCAGAGGGAGAUGUCCAUGGAUGAAAGCAAGCAAGUGGAGACCAAGACAGAUGCCAAGAAUGGAGAGGAAAGGGGCAGAGAUGCCAGCAAAAAAACCCUGGGCCCCAGAGGGGACUCAGACCUGGGGAAGGAGCCAAAGAAGGGUGGCUUAAAGAAAAGCUUCUCAAGAGACAAAGAUGGAACUGAUGGCAAAGGCGGUGAGAAGCCCAAGGAGGAGAAGCUCAUCAGGGGCAUUGACAAGGGCCGGGUCAGGGCUGCGGUGGACAAGAAGGAGGCAGGCAAGGAUGGCAGAGGAGAGGAGAGUGUCAUGGCCACCAGGAAGGAAGAUGAGAAGAAAGGGAGCGACAGGAACACAGGUUUGAGCAGAGACAAAGAUAAGAAGAGAGAGGAGAUGAAGGGGAUAACCAAGCAAGAGGAUAAUGUGAAGGUGAAAGGGGAGAGUAGGAACACAGACACCAAAAAAGAGGAUGAGAAGGUGAAAAGAGGAAGUGGGGAGACGGAUAUGAAGAAAAAGGGUGAGAAAGUCAAGAAGAACGAGUCCCAAAAUGAAAAGGAGCCCAAGGAAGAGAGCAAGACCAAAGCACAAGAGGGAAGCAGUUCAGAGAAACAUGCCCCCAGCGACCCCACCAAGCCCUCUGAAGGAUCUGCCAAGGUGGAGGAGGAAGCAGCUCCCAGCAUAUUUGAUGAGCCUCUGGAGAAGGUGAAGAACAAUGACCCGGAGAUGACUGAGGUGAAUGUCAACAACUCAGACUGCAUCACAAAUGAGAUCUUGGUCCGGUUUACCGAGGCUCUGGAAUUCAACACUGUGGUCAAGGUGUUUGCCCUGGCCAACACACGAGCUGAUGACCACGUGGCCUUUGCCAUCGCCAUCAUGCUCAAAGCCAACAAGACCAUCACCAGCCUCAACCUGGACUCCAACCACAUCACAGGCAAAGGCAUCCUGGCCAUCUUCCGGGCCCUCCUCCAGAACAACACGCUGACCGAGCUCCGCUUCCACAACCAGCGACACAUCUGCGGCGGCAAGACAGAGAUGGAGAUCGCCAAGCUGCUCAAGGAGAACACCACACUGCUCAAGCUAGGCUACCAUUUUGAGCUGGCUGGACCCCGAAUGACCGUCACCAACCUGCUCAGCCGCAACAUGGACAAGCAGCGACAAAAACGGCUACAGGAGCAAAGGCAGGCACAGGAGGCCAGCGGACAGAAGAAAGAUCUGCUGGAGGUGCCCAAGGUGGGCACUCCGGCCAAGGGCUCCCCCAAGCCCUCACCCCAACCAUCUCCAAAGUCCUCUCCAAAGAACUCGCCUAAGAAGGGGAGUGCUCCAGCUGCCCCACCCCCACCUCCACCUCCCUUGGCCCCCCCCCUUAUCAUGGAGAACCUGAAGAACUCACUGUCACCAGCUACCCAGAGGAAGAUGGGAGACAAAGUCCUCCCUGCCCAGGAGAAGAACUCCCGUGACCAGCUACUGGCCGCCAUCCGCUCUAGCAACCUCAAGCAGCUCAAGAAGUGGAAGUGCCCAAACUGCUUCAGUAGGACCAGGCUGCCGGGCCUCACCUCCCAGGGCUACACAGACCCCGCCUGCCCCACCCCUGACUGA